GUUGAGAUAUUGUGGUCUCACAGAUGAAGGUUUUGCUGCUUUGGCUUCAGCUCUGAGAUCAAACCCUGAACACCUGAGAGAUCUGUAUCUGUCUGUGAAUAAUCUAGGAGAUUCAAUGACUCUUCUCUCUGCUGUACUGGAGGAUCCUCACUGUAAACUGGAGAAACUGGGGUUGAUUGAUUGUGGUCUCACAGAUGAAGGUUGUGCUGCUUUGGCUUCAGCUCUGAGAUCAAACCUUGAACAUCUGAGAGAUCUGGAUUUGUCUGGGAAUAAUCUAGGAGAUUCAGUGACUCUUCUCUCUGCUGUACUGGAGGAUCCUCGCUGUAAACUGAAGACACUUUGGUUGAGUAAUUGUGGUCUCACAGAUGAAGGUUGUGCUGCUUUGGAUUCAGCUCUCAGAUCAAACCGUGAACACCUGAGAUAUCUGAAUGUGUCUGGGAAUAAACUAGGAGAUUCAGUGACUCUUCUCUCUGCUGUACUGGAGGAUCCUCACUAUAAACUGAAGACACUGUGGUUGAGUAAUUGUGGUCUCACAGAUGAAGGUUGUGCUGCUUUGGCUUCAGCUCUGAGAUCAAACCCUGAACACCUGAGAGAUCUGAAUCUGUCUGAGAAUAAACUAGGAGAUUCAGUGACUCUUCUCUCUGCUGUACUGGAGGAUCCUCACUGUAAACUGGAGAGACUGGGGUUGAGUGAUUGUGCUCUCACAGAUGAAGGUUGUGCUGCUUUGGCUUCAGCUCUGAGAUUAAACCCUAAACACCUGAGAGAUCUGAAUCUGUCUAGGAAUAAACUAUCAAAAUUUACAGUGAAGCUGUUCUCUGAUUUGAAAGACGACCCACAUAAUAAACUGGAAACAUUAUACAUUUGAUCCUCUGUUUAGUUUACUCAGGAUCUGCUGAUGGUGAAUAAGAAGAAACGUCACAGACACAAUCAACACACACUGAAGACACACAGACCUCACUGGUUUGUUUUUAUAUGUAAUGAUCAGGAAAAUAUAAAUGACUCCAUUAUUUUCUUCUGAUAUUGAUUAUAGUGUACACUAGAACGAGGAUUUGAAUAUGACAACACUAAAACACAUUUGUUUUUAUCUGCAAGCCUUGGAUAAAUAACUGUAAAUAUGUAAAUAUAAAAUGUGUUGUGCAGUACAGACAGCUCUGUUAUGUUGGAAAAAUCUGAUUUAUUUGGUAAAAUUACUCUUUGUUUUUAGUAUAAACUUAGUUUUACAAGGUUUACAUGGUGAAAGUCCAGAUUUAAACUACAGAAGAGAUGCAACAGAAAUGUGUCCUUCAGCAGAGGUCGACAAAGAGAAGCAAACCAUUUCACUGAGCAUUUCAUUCUCUACAAUAUUAUAAAAGUAAAGAUCAGUAAUUCUGCAAAAAUGAUUGAACACGCACAUCUAUUAAUGUUCUCACUCAACUUUACUCAAUGACAAUCAUUUCUGAAAGAGCUGAAGCAAACUCAGAGCAGUCACUGUUGAAGACUUGUUCAAAAUUUACAGAGAACUAUAUCCAAAGAUUUGGAGUUGAGACUGAAAUAUUUAGUAAAGAUGAGCUGAUCAGAUCAGCUUUUACUGACGGUUACCCACGUGGAAAGAACCUAUAUAAACAUAUAUGUUUUCAUAUAGGUUUUGAUAUAGGUUUCUGAUAUAUGUGACAUAUAUAAAAUUGUCUGUUUUCCUAUAUUAUAUGUACAUAUAUGCACAUACAUGGGUACAUAUUCACCUAUAUGUUGGUAAAAUUAUUAAAAUACAGCUGCUAGACAAC
Molecule: messenger RNA, 1760 nt
Organism: Danio rerio (zebrafish)
Lineage: Eukaryota; Metazoa; Chordata; Actinopteri; Cypriniformes; Danionidae
Source: RefSeq, a predicted model, not a curated record